CCAAAGUCCGGCUUAGCUGUGCCAGUUCAAGGUAAGACUUCAUCCUGGGUGAGAGGACAGCAAGCCACAUCUGAAAGACAUGUCCUCCAACGUCACGCCUCGAGAACUCACCGUAACCAAACAGGACGGCAAGGGCUAUGGAUUCUUCCUACGCGUGGAAAAGGAUGAAGUGGGUCACCUUGUCCGGUCUGUGGAGAAUGGAAGCGUUGCAGACAAAGCCGGGUUAAAAGAUGGAGACCGCGUGCUGAAGGUCAACGGGGUCUUUGUGGAUGACAAGGAGCACCCUGAGGUAGUGAAUUUAAUUGUGAGCAGCGGGAAUACUGUGUCGCUAUCAAUUUUGGAUGAAGCUUCCUAUUUAAAUGCCAAGAAAAAUGGGUCUGACUUGUCUGGCAACAAGACCGCACCUCCAGCUGAAGCGGCUGCAGCAAUACCGACGCUCUGCUAUUUGGUGAAAGAUAAAGGCUCCUUCGGAUUCUCUCUAAAGACACUAAAAGGCACCAGUGGUGUAUACCUGAAUACGACACCUGGCGGUCCCGCUGCUAAAUCCGGCAUACAGCAGGGCGAUCGCAUCAUUGAAGUAAAUGGCAAGAAUAUUGAGGGCAACUCUUAUGAUCAAGUAGUCACACAGAUAAAGGAGUCUGGAGAUUCCGUCAUGUUCUUGGUAGUUGAUAAAGCAACAGACAAUUCCUUCCAGCAAAAGAAGACAAAAAUCACAGCGGAUCAGGCUUCAGUACGGCUGCUGCCCAACCCUCCGAGAACUGUGGAGAUGACCAAGAACCCGGAUGGCUACGGCUUUUACCUGAGACAAGAGAAAGUUCGCAAAGGUCACUUCAUUGUGGAUAUUGAUCCGAAAAGCCCGGCAGAGAAAGCAAACCUGAAGGACUAUGACCGCAUCGUCGCUAUUAAUGGGGAAUGUGCGGAGCAGAUGCAACAUGAGCAGGUGGUGGAAGCCAUUCGGAAAGGAGGAAACAAGACCACGCUACUGGUAGCAGACAAAGCCACAGAUGAAUUGUAUGCCAAGGCUGGCCUCUCCCCGUUCAUCUAUUUAAAACAAUCAGAGGUUCCCACACCAGUAAAAGAAGCUCCAAAACCAACAGAAACACCAGCCACCCAACCAGCUCCAGUUCCAGCACCAGCGGCCGCAGCACCUGCAGCAGCACCAGCGGCCUCACCAGCAGCGUCAGCUCCCACUUCGUCUCCAGACCCGAAUCACAAGCCCAGACUCUGCAGAGUAAAAAAAGGGAGCGCAGGGUUUGGCUUCAACCUGAAUGCUAUCAAAGAAGUACCGGGGCAAUAUCUGAAACAGGUUGGGAAGGGCGGCCCGGCAGAUGUGGCUGGGAUAAAAGAGGAUGACAUUCUGGUGGAAGUGAACGGUGUCAAUGUAAUGGAGGAGGCGUAUGAUGACGUUGUGAUGAGGAUCAAACAAGCCGGAGCCGAGAUUACACUCCUGGUGGUUUCACCGGACGCUCACGAACACUUCAAGGCACAGAAUAUCCAAAUAACAGCAUCCAUGGCCGACCCUCUACCCAAAGCCGAAAGUACUCCCAGCGCUGAUCUGACACCCCCACCGAGCAAGGCAAAGCCGGCGCCUGAGCCAAUCGUACCGGUGAGCAACCACUCUGAUCUGACACCCCCACCGAGCAAGGCAAAGCCAGCGCCUGAGCCAAUCGUACCGGUGAGCAACCACUCUGAUCUGACACCCCCACCGAGCAAGGCAAAGCCGGCGCCUGAGCCAAUCGUACCGGUGAGCAACCACUCUGAUCUGACACCCCCACCGAGCAAGGCAAAGCCGGCGCCUGAGCCAAUCGCACCGGAAAAUAAAACAUCGGAGGAUCAGGCACCCAAAAAAGAAAGUGACGAUGACACCGCACUAUAACCACUAAGUUGCUCCACUUGCAGAUGACAGACGAGAGGCUGGCGCAGGGUAAAUGCCGCGGUGCUUCUGAUAAAAUCCCGGCUCAGUCUUUAUAGUCACGGACUGACACUCAAAAGAAAUUGUCCACAAGGUGCCAUCACUGUGGGGGCUGCGAUAUGAUUAGAAUUGAAUGGCUGGCGUCCCAGAUUAUUGAUUACCCGGCUAGUGGAUAAGACGGUUGUUCUGUAAUGAUUAAGCCCGGUGCAGUAUUAUCGCUUCAUUCCAAGUUCAAAACAACAAUAAAAUGUUUCACUUUA
This is a messenger RNA of Pseudophryne corroboree (corroboree frog), 2172 nucleotides long. It is a transcript of the gene PDZK1, whose product is annotated as PDZ domain containing 1. The record is from RefSeq and is a predicted model, not a curated record. Gene Ontology annotation, cellular component: apical plasma membrane. The transcript is spliced from 9 exons. Bases 80 to 1876 code for a protein of 598 amino acids. NCBI's taxonomy places the organism in Eukaryota, Metazoa, Chordata, Amphibia, Anura, Myobatrachidae. Gene Ontology annotation, biological process: protein localization to plasma membrane. Gene Ontology annotation, molecular function: signaling receptor binding; protein-membrane adaptor activity.